UUUGUUUCUUCAUCUCUGAUAUUACUCUCUCCUCUCUACCAUGGUUGAAGCCUUCCCCUAACCUUGUGCUAUCGACCCUCUAACCUAAGCCACCGAUCAUCUCUGCUCUUCUUUCUACAAAUGCUUCAUUCGACCCUCUAUUCUCCCAUUUUUGAAUACUUGAGCCACCAUUAGAACUCUUCUCUGUGUGUGCCGCCGCCGCCUCCUACUUCAAAUCUUUGAGUCUCUGCCUUCUGAAGAAACAUUUAAGCCAACGCCGGUCCUAGCUCAGACAAUCGUUUAGCCUCUGUAACCUCUGACCCUUACGUGAGUAAUACCAGUCGACCUUGGAGUCCCCUUCUUCUUCGUCUCUCUCUGUUUGUUCAACUUGUCACUUGCAAUCCCCUUCUGCCGUUUCCAUUGACGAGCUCUGUAAGCCGCCGCCACUGCCUCCAUUUUACUAGCCUAAAGCUGCCUCCGGAGCCACCCAUAACCGCCUUUGUCUCAGUCUUUGUUGAUAACGAUUUUUUACUCUAUACGUUUGUGAAGCAGUGUGCUGGGUCAUGGCUUUGGAUUGCAGUGGCUAGGUUGCAGCUUGGAAUGGCUUGGUAGAUUUUUGUUUGAGCAACUUAUUCAAGUCGGAUUGCUACACAUUGUGAGUUGUGUUCAACUUAUCCCAGGCAGUCGUGAGAGGUUGCUGGAAAUGAUGUCCCAACAGAGAUCCAUAGAGCACUGCCAUCACAAUCAGAAGGGUUUACUGCAACCACCUCUUACUGUCUUAGAGGAUUUCAUCUUGUUUUUUGAGGGGGAUUUUAUCUUAAUAAGAGAUGAUGAUAAUUAGGAGACAAAUGGGUUAUCGCAUCACUGCACUCUUCCCUGCAUAUGCGCACAAGUUUAAAGCUUAUUCAAGUUCCAUUUCUGUUUGUGGGUUUGCUCGCUCUUGUUUAGCCAAUCCAAAUGAGGUGGCUAUAUUUUUGGGAAGGAAUAAUGAAUUCCCGCUUGAGAUGAAGUCUUUCUCGACUAUGACAGGAACAAUAUUGGUACAGGCUGGAGACCCAGCUAGGAUAAGUGUGGAAAUAGAGAAUGCACUUGAUGAGCAUAGACUUGAAGAUACGUGGGAAUUUUAUAAACAACAUAUGCAGAUAGAUGGGUUCCCUAGAAAGUCUGUUGUGAAUAAACUUCUUGCAGCUUUUGCUGAAAGCCUUGAUGUUCUGUGGUUAGAGAAGGCCUUUGGGAUGGUAGAAGGAAUUUUCGAGAAAGGAAAACAUAAUUUAUUACAGAAAGAGACACUAAUUUAUCUCUCUAUUUCUCUAGCGAAAGUCCAAUUGUCGGUUCCUGCAUCAACUAUUUUGAGAAAGUUGGUGGAAAUGGAGCAAUUUCCUCCCGUUUCUGCUUGGUCUGCAACCUUGGCAUAUAUGUGUCAAACUGGUCCCGGGGCUUAUCUUGCAGCUGAGUUGAUUCUUGAGAUUGGUUAUCUAUUUCAAGAUAGUAGGAUUGAUCCACGGAAAAAGAGUAACGCCCCUUUGCUGGCUAUGAAGCCUAAUACUACUGCUUUCAACAUUGCUCUGGCCGGGUGUCUCUUGUUUGGAACACAUAGGAAAGCAGAGCAGCUCCUUGACAUGAUGCCUCGAGUUGGUGUGAAACUUGACUCUGACUUACUGAUAGUCAUGGCACAUAUAUAUGAGAGAAAUGGACGAAGAGAAGAGCUUAGGAAACUCCAACGGUACAUAAAUGAUGCACACAACCUAAGUGAUGUUCAAUUGCGGCAGUUCUAUAAUUGUUUGCUUACAUGCCAUUUGAAAUUGGGUGAUCUUGGUUCUGCAUCAAACAUGGUUUUAGAAAUGCUUCGGAAAGCAAAAGUAGCUAGGUCCUCUUUUGCUGCUGCAUCGAUAGUAAUUGAUGCUGUUGGAAAUGAAGGCAAAUCCUCUUGUGUUCUUGGUUCCAGGUUGACUUCGAGCCAUGAAGAAUCUAGAGGUUUGGAAUAUGAUAGACCAAUUAAAAUCUCCCUGGUAUCUUAUGAGGAGUAUUUAAGAGAUCGGAAUUUUGUGACUCUCGAUACUGAAGCAAAGGAGGUGCUGAAUACCAUGUUAGAUAAGCUGCAAACUCAAGUUGAAUUUUUAACAUCUGAACGAGGUAUCAUCCAACCAACUGAGGAAAUUUUGGUGAAAUUAGUGAAAGCAUUUCUAGAAGCAGGAAAGAUUAAAGAUUUGGCGGAGUUUCUCAUCAAGGUAGAGAGAGAAGAUUCUCCAGUUUCCAAUGAUGAUUCAAUGAUAGUUCAUGUCAUAAGUUCAUGCAUAUCGCUUGGUUGGUUAGACCAAGCCCAUGACCUUUUAGAUGAGAUGGUAUUGGCUGGUGUCAACAUUGCUUCUUCUGUAUAUUCUUCUCUCUUAAAAGCAUAUUGUCAAGCAAACCGAGUAGGAGAUGUUGCAGCACUUCUACGCGAUGCUCGUAGGGCAGGAAUCCAACUAGAUUCUAGCUCUUAUCAGGCAUUGCUUCAGUCCAAGGUGAUGCAAGAAGAUACACAAGGAGCCCUCCAUCUAUUCAAAGAGAUGAAAGUAGCAAAGAUAUCGAAAACUGGUCAUCAAGAAUUCGAGAAGUUGGUUAAGGGAUGUGAAGAGGGAAAUGAAGCCAAGUUAAUGGGAAAACUUUUGCACGAAAUCAAGGAAGGGCAAAGAGUAGAUUCUGGAGUUCAUGAUUGGAACAAUGUAAUCCACUUUUUCUCUAAGAAAAGAUUGAUGCAAGAUGCCGAGAAAGCUCUGAAGAAAAUGAGGAGUCUUGGUCAUACACCAAAUGCUCAGACAUUCCAUUCUAUGGUAACUGCGUAUGCAGCUAUUGGGGGAAACUAUAUAGAAGUGACAGAACUGUGGGGGGAGAUGAAAUCUCUUGCUUCUGCAACCCCAAUGAAGUUUGAUCAGGAACUCUUGGAUUCUGUGCUUUACACAUUUGUGAGGGGUGGGUUUUUCAGCCGAGCAAAUGAAGUGGUGGAGAUGAUGGAGAGAGGUAAAAUGUUUGUGGACAAGUACAAAUACCGAACUCUCUUCUUGAAGUACCACAAAACACUUUAUAGGGGCAAAACUCCCAAAUUCCAAACUGAAGGCCAACACAGAAAGAGGGAGGAAGCAUUAAUUUUUAAGAGGUGGGUGGGGUUGAAUUGAUAAUAUUUUGGCACCCAAUUCUUAUAAGCUCUUGUCCAAUGCGACUUCAUGCAAUAGAAAGAUGUUUUGGUCCGUCCAGAAAAUGGCUGUAAAGAUUGAUUACUUCUUGGAAGAUAUUAAAUGAAAUGACCAAAUUGGACUCGUUUAUACUCUUACCCUAUGACUAAGCUUUUGGCUGAAGUUGAGCAAGAGGAAUGGCUGCUCUCUAGAAGACUGUUACAUGUCUCCACCAGAAUUUCAGAAAAAUGAACCUCUUUUUGGAUCUCACCUUGGCCAAUUCCAGAGCCUUCCGUGGCCUAAGAAUUUAGAACAUUGUUUUGUUUUUUGGUUUUUUCCCCUCAAAUUUCUUGUUUUCUAAUUUAAUUUCUUUGUUACAAAGAAAAAUCAUGUAAAGCAAGCCUUCAAAUAAUUUAUACAAGCAAUAAACAUGGGCUUUAAAAGCUAUUUUGAUUGAAAAUAGUUUUGCAGGAUUUUGAAUCAGCUGUCUAGUUUUGAGUUGAUUUGUAUCGAAAUCCUCAUGGUUUCAAGUUGAAAAAUUGGCAUAUUGGUUUUACAGAAUCCAGAUUUUGAACUUGUUGUCCAGACUGAAUAAGGUUGUAAUCUUUAGGCAGUGACCAGGCUCUCGAAUUCCUGAGUAUAUCAAUACAUAUUUUGCUGUUUCUGGUA
Humulus lupulus (European hop) is the source of this 3800-nucleotide messenger RNA. RefSeq names its product pentatricopeptide repeat-containing protein At1g03100, mitochondrial-like. NCBI's taxonomy places the organism in Eukaryota, Viridiplantae, Streptophyta, Magnoliopsida, Rosales, Cannabaceae. The transcript is spliced from 5 exons. The record is from RefSeq and is a predicted model, not a curated record. Gene Ontology annotation, molecular function: protein binding. Bases 807 to 3134 code for a protein of 775 amino acids.